Messenger RNA from Haliotis rubra (blacklip abalone), 2840 nucleotides. RefSeq lists its product as uncharacterized. NCBI's taxonomy places the organism in Eukaryota, Metazoa, Mollusca, Gastropoda, Lepetellida, Haliotidae. The record is from RefSeq and is a predicted model, not a curated record. The coding region runs from base 148 to 1590 and encodes 480 amino acids. The transcript has 12 exons.
UUAUUUGUUAUUCGCGAGAACCUGUCUGAAAGUUCCCACUUCUCCAAGUGUGGUAAGGGGCACGGAAGAACGUGACACAAGUCUAUAUCGCUACUAUUCUACAAAACGCUCAGAGAUGCUGAGCUGAUGGGUUUGUUGUGAGCGAAGAUGAAGAGUCACAUAGCCUCGGUGGUGAUAGUCAGCAUCUUCAGUGUAUCGGCCUCUCAAGUUGUUUCAGCUGCUGUCAUUGGAAAGAACUGCACGAAGGUUGCUGACUGUGGCUGGAAGGCUUUCUGUAACACAACCACCUCCCAGUGCUACUGUCCCAGCGGUUAUGUCCUGCACAGCAAUGGCAAAGAUUGCUUGAAUGAAAGCUGCUCUGGUGCGAAAGACUGUCUGGAGUGCUUGUCAGCUGAUGUCUGUAUGAGAUGUGUGAGCUUCAUCUUGAAGGAUACUAGGCUCUGUGUGUCUGUGUGUAAAGGCAAGGCAGAAAUUACAGAAGAGGGGCCUUUCCGUGGCAAUGUCUGCACAGAGACUAAUGACAACACAGAUAUCAUCCCCAUCAUUGCGGGGGUGGCGGCUGCUGUGUUGCUGUGUUUUAUCAUCACCUUGGCUGUGUGCUGCUACAUGAGGAAGACCAGGAAGAAUGUCAAUCUUCAAGAAAAGAAUUAUGAAUCCAGAGAACUUGAAAUGGGCAAAGUGAAACAGUUUCCUGUUUAUGACAACAAAGGAUUUGAGAGUGAGAGCCACCUGAGCCUGCGUCAGAAUGUGAUCAACUCUGACGUGUACCUACAGCAACUGGAGCAGUUGCGGCCACACACAGAAACGCUCAUGAUGGUGCUGAGUCAGAUACGCCGCAAGCUGCGUGGCAUGGAUCAGUCGGACCCCAGAGUGCCGACAUACAAGGGUGUGAUUCAUCAGCUGUGUCGGGUCCUGGUGUUGCUCCACAAGAAGGAUCCUACUGUCAGUAUUCCUUCAGACGCCCUUGGUCUCAUAGAGUGGGCACAGCAGAUGUUGGAGGACCACAGAGAGCAGGAGGAUGAAGAGCAGAACAUAUCAGAGGGUCCCAUCAGUAGAAUCUCGUACAUCGAUGUGGACUUGGAGCACAGGAACUCCCCCGUCUAUGCUACCCCUGUGGGCAAGGGGCAGCCAGGCCAUCCCCUUGGCUCCAGCAACACGUCCGGCUACUACAGCAGUGUCCCAGUGCCCUUGCCGGAGAUGAACAAUAUGGGAUACGCCACCAUCAACCGAACACCCACCAAUCCUACCUUAUAUAGCUCAAAUAAGAAUGUUCUUUCCAAGCCUGGAUCUGUGCAGAAAGUGAACAAUGUGAAAUCUCGGUCCCGUGUUGUUACCAAUGCUGGGUACUUUGCCAAUGGUCGAUACUAUGACCCCAGCCCCCAGCCCGUUGUCUAUGCCCCAGCAAGCUCCUAUAGUGACAGAAGCGCUGGCCCUCUCUCAACAUUCACUGGGGACCUGCACAGAUCAAGAUCAUUUUCAGGAAGUGAUAACUCUAAUUCUGUCAGAGACAAUGAAGAUGAUGAUAAAUUAAGUGAACUUGACCCCUUCCCAUUUGACCCUCGAGAUGCUACAGACCCUGUAGAAGUCUAACAAGGAGUUAUCCCCCUGCUGAAUAUCUUGCUUGUGGAUGGCUGACUGAAGAUGACUACUGGCUCCAAUGUGGAAAUGGCAAUACAUACAUUGUAGCACAAUGCUGACUCGAUAGUGUGAUACAAAAUGCUGACCAUGCAAAUUUUUCAUUCAGUGGGAUACAAAAUGCUGAUUGUACAAAUUGUUCAUUAAGUGACAUACAAAACGCUGACUUUGCAAAUGGCUCAGUGAGGUACCCAAUGCUGAUUGUUACAAAUAAUGCAUGGUUUAUGCAGUACAAGAGAAUUAUUUCAGUUCCUGUCCUUAGAUUAUCAUGCAUGGGUUCAUUCCUCAUAUUUACAUCGGAAACUUCAGCACAUUCUACUCCUAUGUUUACCAACAUGUGUCUUUCUGUUAUGUCCAUAUUAUCAUGUUCAGUGGCAGUGUUUAGCUGUUGUGAUGAAGCCUCUGUGAAUAUGUUGUUCAUCACACUCCAGGCUUAGGCUUGUCAUGCUUUCUCAUGUUGAGAAGAUUUACUCAGCGCUAGGAAUCUGUCUCCAAGUUCACAUGUAGAACCAGUGCAUCUAAAACCAGGGCAUUUGACAUGUUUAGAUCCUUGUGAAGUCGAGAAGGAUCUCUGCUUCUCCGGUCCUGAUGUUGAGCUAAAACAGUCUACAUGAAAUUUAAAAAAGAAAAUUUAAUUUAUGUAGCAUACGUUUUUACCCUUUACACGGAAAAUCACAAAGCUCACUAUGGGUUUAAAACAAUCACUGUCUUAAAAUAUGUAAAUCCAUAUGUUGAUAUUUUUAAUCCUUUUAUGUACACUACAGUCAGAUGGUGUUUGAAUGUUAGAUUGUAGUAUUCUUGAGUAUUUUACUUUUCUGUCGGACUUUUAGGGUCUGGCAAAGCUCACUGUUACAUUUCAACUGAAACUACAUUCCAAAUUAACAUUGUUUGAUGCUCAGAAUAUUUUUAUCAUUAAGUUUUAUAUGCUAAAAGUGUACAAGUUCUAAAUCGCUGUAAGAUGAAGAUGGCCAGGUAGAUGGAACUGCAACUUGUUUCAUGUGUCCUAACUCUUACUCCUGGAAGAUUUUAUGAUCUAUUUUAUUUGCUGAGACUCAACUGCUAUAUUUCUGUGAAGUGCUAUUGAUAGGAAACAGUUUGCAUUACUACACAUCCUUAGAUAUCCAGGGUAUAGGUGUUUUCCCAUUUUGUACAUAUUUAGUUGAGUUUUGGGUUCUUUUUGCAAUGGGGGCGCUGGGGUAGCCUAG